UUGCCAAAUGAAUCUAGCUGUGUAUGCAUGGACUCCCGAGAAUGUUUGCCUGUAGCCAUAUGUGCUUCAUGGUACGUCUUUGUGUCCAUGCUUUUAAUGAAAGCAGAAUCUGUCCUUUAUGUGGGUUUCAUGGAGAUGCUUCCACUGAGUCGUGUAGAAGCUUCCUGGCCGCUCACACUGUGUAUCAUCGUUUCUCAAGUUGCCAGUCCAAUGUAUGGCAUCCUGGGAAUGUGGUUGUCGGACAGGCUCCUGUUGGUCUCCGCUGCACUGGUCUGUUCCUUUUCCGUCAUGGCAUGUUCCUUGGCGAGCAACCUGACGCAUCUGAUGAUCUUCUUUGGAAUCCUGCUGGGUCUAGGAAUGGCGUGUGCUGAAGUGCUGCCCUUCGCAGUGGUCUCUCGCCACUACGAACGGUACCGGGGCACAAUCAUUAGCAUCCUGUUUAUACUUUGUGCUGUGGCUGGCUUUGUAGCCCCACUUCUCGCCGAGGCUUUGAGUCGUCAAUUUGGCUUCCGACUGUCCCUUUUGGCUGAGGGCUGUAUCUUGCUCACUAUGCUACUCGGAUGCAUCUACGUGAACCGGAUACGACCGGUCACUGAGGAGACGACGACGCUUCUCACUCGAAGGCCAAAUGGCACGGAGAAAGUUCAUUUCUUGGACAACCUGCGCUCUCUGGCAUCCUUGUGGUUUCUUCAUUUAGCAGUGUCACGCGCUAUGACCCUAUUCGUUCUCUGCUCCGUUCUUCUAAGCCUGGUGGACUUUGCCAAGGAUAAUGGCCUUGCUGGAUACAGUGCAGUUGCCCUGGCAACCGCAUACGCCGUCGGUGAUCUCGGCUCCAGGAUCAGUGCUGGCUUGCUCACAGACUUUAAGGUACUGAGCAGCGUAUCAGCCAUGGCAGUGAGUUUUCUUAUCCAGUCGGCCUCUCUGUUCGGUAUGACUCUCCAUAAAAGCUUUCUCGUGCUCAUGUUAUGCUGCUUCUUGGCUGGUCUUUCCGGCGGAGGUCGAAUCUUCCUUGCCACAUUCAUGGUAUGCAACCGGUACGAAAAACAGUACUUGGCCUUCAACCUGGGCAUCAUGAAUGCAGUCUCGGGUAUGGCUCUCUUCCUCAGGCCAUCCGUCAUUGGUUUCGUACGGGAUGUCCUAGGGACGUACGACAAGUUGUACUUAUACUUUGCUCUCAUCAAUGCCAUCUUUACCUUCACUUGGACCGUCCAGUUCUUUUGCCAGCGGCGAGAAUUGUGAUGUAAUCCCAUGUACGUUUAUUCGCUAAAGAUCUUAUGUAAAAAAAGUUAUGAGAGCACCAUAGAUGGCAACAAUGAUAAUGGGUACCCAACACUCUUAGAAAUGAACUUCACCGCAUUGCACGCUC
Molecule: messenger RNA, 1366 nt
Organism: Ornithodoros turicata
Lineage: Eukaryota; Metazoa; Arthropoda; Arachnida; Ixodida; Argasidae
Product: monocarboxylate transporter 11-like
Exons: 6
Coding region: 28-1239 (403 amino acids)
Biological process (GO): transmembrane transport
Cellular component (GO): membrane
Molecular function (GO): monocarboxylic acid transmembrane transporter activity
Source: RefSeq, a predicted model, not a curated record